UUCGAGCUCAUCCGAAUACAGGGUGAUGUAAACGGUGCUUGAAGGUUCCUGUGUUCUUUUUGUUGUUUUGUGCGAUGUGCCAUCACGGAAACUAGAAAUAGUGUCAGGGUCACACUGAGACUUCGUUUCCAAAAGGGACUCGGCGAUCGGUGCAGUUUCCAGGACAUUCUUCAGAACUGUCGGUAUCGGCACGUACUGGAAGGACUCGUUCUGAUCAUUUGCAUACUGACAUUGCUGAGGCUUAAUGUAACGAAGGUAUCGUUUAGCAAACAUGUCGCGCUGGUAUGCAGACUGAACUGGGACAAAAAUCUGUUUCAGAAAGUCGCAUCGCAGCAGUUCUCGCAAGCUCUCCUUUGUGCUGAGAAUUUGCUCACCGAUUUCUUGGCGUAUUACUUCGAAAAGUUGCUCCACCACUGAACUCAUCACAGUUUCCAAAUCACAAAACGCCGCCUCACACGCCGACUCUGGCACUUUGUGCUCUUGCGUGAGCCGGAAAAAGAGGCCACAAACCGCUUUCGUUGCAUCGUGGACAAAAUCGAAGAACCCGUUUGCCGAUGCUGCUUGUGUCGACUGUUCGUCACCAGUGGCGUUGUCAGUAUCAAUAUCCAUUGCGUCGUUUACACCAUCAUCACCCCCGGAAACACCACUAAACCGUGGUUCGUUGGUGGGAGAUGCAUCUUCUGAUGGUUUGAUAUGUGUGCUGUAGAGGUGCUUCCUGUAUGAAUGAAUGUGUGAAUACGUUUUGUUACAGCCGUCGAUAUCGCACAGGAUAUUAAAGUUGGAUUCACCACUGUGAAUGUUUGCUAAGUGGGUAGCCACACGUUGCCGCGAACUUGCGAAAAAAGGGCACUUUGGACACCGGAACACAUUGCCAGGCGCAGCCAUUUCUGUUUACGGCUCAAGGGGCUGAGGUGAGCAGACGAGUGAAUGAUCGAAGCAACUUUACAAAGGCUCAUUGCAGAACAGCUUUUUACCGUUUUGUAAUGUGUUUCUAUCUGUUUUUUAUUUGUUGUUGAAUGAUACGGAAGCUUCUGCACCGUGCUGUAUAUCGUGCAUUUUUUUCGAAUCCAAUGACAGUCGUAAGCAAUUCCGGCCAAGUCAAGCCAAGCCAAUUCUCUCUGCGUUUGGCGCGCAAGAUAGUUACACAUAGGUGAGGUGCAGUGGUUGCGUCUGACGCCUGAAGCGGUUAUUCCUUUGCACUUGGUGCUGUUUGUUUGCCUCGAGUGGUGUGAUUGUGAACGCGGUCAUGAUGUAGAACGUCGCAGAAGAAACGAAGCCUGGCUCGCCGUUAUUUCAGUGCAAAUCAGGGCAUGUCUGACAGUAGCGAUCUUGUGUGUGUCGUGGAGCACGGAGCUUCGCGGAAAAAGAUCGUUGUGGGAGGAAAACGAAUGCUGGAUGACAUAAAGAAUGCGCUGUUGGGAUCCCCAUUCAAAGAACUUAUGAAUCGUGACCUUAUUGUACAGGUUUUUGAUGCUACAGUCAACGAUUUCAUUGACUUCGAGGAGUCUGACGUGCUAGAAGCGACGAGGCUGAGACUUGUUCUAGGCUCAUCACUAUCGACCUGCACUAGUAAAAGCACUUCGCCUUCAAUUGAAAAUGACCAAGGUCUCGCGGCAGAACAAGAUCCAGGCACGUCCUGCAGCACAGUUGGGAUGUCAGCGCUGUCCUCAGCUCUCAACAUUUCUGCCAACGAGUAUCGCUUUCCUGUCGUACCGCACCAUAUCCGGGCAGAAAUCGCAACCAUCAAAGACGGCUCAUUGUCGUUUACCCAGAAGUCAGACAUCGUCAACUGGCUUUAUUACGAUCUUACGAAAUAUACUUUGUACCCAGGGAAGCUGUAUUCCGUGUGUGCUCAGCAGCUUGUCUCUCGUUACCCGAAACUCAGGGACACCACAACAACUGGAUAUGGGACAUGGGUGAUGUCACUACGGUUCAAAGCAAAGAAUGUAAGAAGACGUCUUCCAUCUGGAACUGCUUUAAUUGAUGAAGCUCGUGAAAAGGCAAAGAAAAAGGCUUCAGUGCCCUCACCAACACCAGCACCGUCUUCAGCACCAUGUCAUGGAGCAACUAACCAGGUAACUGAAACUGGCGAUGGUGAAGACGAAGAGACAAUUGCUGCUCAUCUUGCAAUAUUGACCAAGGAGAUGAAAAAGCCUUUCCCAGACAUGGAGAAAGUGGAUCUGUCUAUGGACAGAACAUUUCAUGCAAGGAAAUCCUGGAUGUACCGUGAAAAGCCCUUUGUGGCAGAGAUCCUUCAAAAGUACCCAGCUCUUCGAAAUGAUGACCAGAUAUCACAUGAGUUUAGAAGACACACUGGAAUUGAUUGCGACAGUGGCAUCUUGGGAUUUGUGAACAAGUAUGGAGAGAAAGUGCUAAAUUUGGCUUCACGAAAGGGUCCUGGGAAGCAUCCAGUCACAGAGUUCUGGAAAGUGCUCGAUGCCGAGAAAGAGGAGACAAAAAAGUACGUCCUAGCUGUCGGUGUACUUCACUUCCUGCCACUGCUUGUUCGGGAAAAGGCUGGAGUACUUUUCAAGAAACUGGAGAACGAGGAAGACAUCAUCCACCCAAUGGUGGUGUACAGCGGAGAAGAUGUCUUCACCAGUGAGUGUGUAUACGUCCAUGUGGAGUGCCUAAAGAUUGAUGCUCUGGACAUGACAAGCGCGGUGUGUAUCCUCAUGGCUGCAUACUGGGCCUUCAACAUAAAAUAUGCGCCUGAUGCAGUACGGACACUAUCACUCCUAGAGACGUUCAUCGGUGUGAAUAAUCCGCGUAUGGGUGUGCUAUGCUCCCAGGCCAUUGCUGCCCUGAGGUCUUAAGUGAACUUAUGUGCAAACACACAUGGGGGAGAGGAUAGGUGCUGCGUAAAAGGGAUUGUUGUGGUGUCAUAUUGAGCACUUGGCAAAAUCUAGGCACUGUGCAGUUUAUUUGCAUGUAUUUGUUAAUUCUUAGAGGGGUGAUUUCACACUGUAUCAGGCAGGUUGGUCCGGUCGACCUCUCCAAUUUUGCCUUGUCCAAAGCCUUGUCCCUAGGAGGCAUAUUGGCACUGACAUUACUUAAAAAUAACUGGUGUUUUUUUUUAAAUUAAUUCUCAUUCGAAUGUGAGCAUGUUUUCAAUUCCGUGUUAGUGCCACGAAGCAACUGUGGCUAUGAGCAAUGUACAGACGUGGACAGAUGCAGAGGGGACAGCAGGAAGGAGUGGGGGACAGGGGUGGGGGCAUUUCAAUCACUGCGCUUGCUACGAAAUUUGACGCCACGUAUCUUCAUAACUAUUCACCAUAUUCAGCUGAAUUUUUUUCCACAUAUUGUCAGGUGUGGGUAGCAUUGCAUCCUAAGUUCUGAAGAUUCUAGGGUUUGCCUUUAAGAAAAUAAAAAAUCACAAAGUUGCCUCAUUUGUAAAAUAUGGUAGGUUUUAGAAACCUCACUAGUCGCCUCCCAGUUGCGGUACUUGAAAGUAAUCUACAUAAUUGUGUUCAUCUCGAAAUGCCCUUUCUUCUCAUAGCACGUGCAUCGUAUUGUGAUUUGGGGCAACG
Messenger RNA from Ornithodoros turicata, 3530 nucleotides. RefSeq lists its product as uncharacterized. Bases 1311 to 2816 code for a protein of 501 amino acids. Lineage: Eukaryota; Metazoa; Arthropoda; Arachnida; Ixodida; Argasidae. The transcript has 11 exons. The record is from RefSeq and is a predicted model, not a curated record.